Molecule: messenger RNA, 3520 nt
Organism: Oncorhynchus keta (chum salmon)
Lineage: Eukaryota; Metazoa; Chordata; Actinopteri; Salmoniformes; Salmonidae
Product: integrin beta-6-like
Exons: 16
Coding region: 179-2539 (786 amino acids)
Biological process (GO): cell adhesion mediated by integrin; cell-matrix adhesion; integrin-mediated signaling pathway
Cellular component (GO): cell surface; focal adhesion; integrin alphav-beta6 complex
Molecular function (GO): integrin binding
Source: RefSeq, a predicted model, not a curated record
AUAGUUACUCCUGCCCAGGGCUGCAGUUGCAACUUGACGUUUUGAGGGCCGGCGGCAGUGGCGGCGUCUCCCUGAUUCCUCUCCCCUCAUUUUUCAGGCGGUGACAAGGACACAGCGCCCCUUUGACAGGACAGCAUGGUUCUAGAGGAGGCCCCUGUAGUAGUAACCGCGAGGACCAAUGGGGACUGCUGUACUUCUGCUCCUGAUUCUUCGGCAUUGGAUCAACAACGUGGAGGGAACAUGUUCGGUUGGCAGUGCAGUGACUUGUGACGAGUGUCUCCAGCUUGGUCCCCACUGUGCAUGGUGCACACAAGAGAAUUUCACGGACUCGUUUUUAAUCAGUGAGCGAUGUGACACGCCGUACCAUCUCCAAGAGAGAGGCUGUCCCCAGGACCAGGUGGAAUUCCCAGUGACCACUUCCGAGGUCCUCCGGAACCAGCCUCUAGGGAAGAAGACAGGAAAUACCAACAGCACAGAGAUAUCACCACAGAAGAUGGCCCUCAAACUCAGAACUGGCAGUGAGGUGACCUUCCAGGUCAGUGUGCAGCAGACAGAAGACUACCCUGUAGACAUCUACUACCUGAUGGACCUCUCAGCCUCCAUGAUUGAUGACCUGGAGAUGAUUAAAGACUUGGGCUCCACCCUGUCCAAGGAGAUGGCAAAGCUCACCAGUAAAUUCAGACUUGGAUUUGGGUCCUUCGUUGAGAAACCAGUCCUCCCGUUCAUUAAGAUCACACCUGGAGAGCUGGAGAACCCUUGUAGGAGUGUGGAUGAGAGCUGUCUGCCAACGUUUGGAUACAAACACGUCCUACCCCUCACCAGCAGCACAGAGAAGUUCAACAAUAUCAUCACCAACCAGCGUGUGUCUGCCAACAUCGACCUGCCGGAGUGUGGCUUCGAUGCCAUUAUGCAGGCUGCUGUCUGUGGGGACAAGAUAGGCUGGAGGAACGACUCCAUGCGUCUGCUGGUGUUUGUGAGCGACGCCGACUCUCACUUUGGGAUGGACAGCAAGAUGUCAGGCAUCGUCGUCCCUAACGACGGAGAGUGCCAUCUGGACAGCAACAAUGAAUACUCUAUGGCUGCCCAUCUGGAAUACCCAACUCUGGGACAGCUGAUGGAUAAACUGGUGGACAAUAAUAUCCUGCUUAUAUUCGCUGUGACGGAAAAUCAGAAACACAACUACGAGAACUAUGCAAGUUUCAUACCUGGCGCCACCGUGGGGGUUCUGGAGUCAGAUUCAAGGAACAUCCUGGAACUGAUUGUGACGGCGUAUAAAGAGCUGCGGUCUGAGAUAGAGCUGGAGGUGCUAGGAGACACAGAGGAUCUACAGAUCUCCUUCACAGCGAUCUGUCAGGAUGGGACGGUACUACCUGGACAGAAACGAUGCUCCAACGUCAAAGCUGGAGACACGGUCUCCUUCAACGUGACUGUAGAACUCUCUGAGUGUCUCGACGGUCCCCGGCGUUUCCUCAUCAAACCGGUGGGCUUUCAGGACCCCCUGGAGAUAGACUUGGAGUCCCUGUGCUCCUGUGCCUGUCAGCAGACCCCCGAGCCCAACAGCAGCCACUGCAGCCUGGGCCGGGGAUCUCUGGAGUGUGGCUCCUGUCUGUGUGAUCCCGGGUACAUGGGUUCCAAGUGUGAGUGUACGGAGGAGAGCGUCCAGAGCAGUAACUGCAAGGCCAGUGGCGCUUCGGAGUCCUGUAGCGGGCAAGGGGAGUGUUACUGCGGCCAGUGUGUGUGUCACCCGUCUAGUUUCGGACGCGUCUACGGGGCCUACUGCGAGUGUGACGACUUCUCGUGUGUGAGGUUCCGAGGGUUACUCUGUGGAGGUCACGGGGACUGUGACUGCGGCGAGUGUGUGUGUCAGAGCGGCUGGACGGGGGAGUACUGUAACUGCAGCAGCAGCAGGGACACGUGUGUGUCGGAGGACGGAGCGCUGUGCAGCGGACGGGGGAAGUGUGUGUGUGGGAAGUGUGUGUGUUCCAUGCCCGGAGCCUCUGGAGACACCUGUGAAAGGUGCCCUACCUGUGGAGACUCCUGUAGCUCUGCUAGGACCUGUGUGGAGUGUCAUCUACAAGCAGAAGACGAGGCCACAGAGGAGUGUGUCCAAAGGUGCAGCGUCCCUCAUGUCUUCGUCAACAAUUCCACAGAAUACGAUGAGAGCCGGUCCACGCUGUGUACCCUAAAGAGUGAGAACAACUGCUUCAUCUCUUUCAGUGUGGUGGCUGGAGACGCAGGGAGCACUGUGUAUAAUCUAAAGAUGUACGACUGUCCUGAGCCCCCCAACAUAGCUAUGAUAGUACUGGGGGUCUCUCUGUCCAUUCUCACCAUCGGCCUCAUCCUGCUGGGGGUGUGGAAGCUGUUGAUCUCAGUCCACGACCGCAAUGAGGUCGCCAAGUUUGAGGCCGAGAGGGCAAAGGCUAAAUGGCAGUCGGGUACAAACCCUCUGUUUAGAAGCUCGACAUCAACGUUUAAAAAUGUAACUUAUAAAAGUGCAGGGAGACCGAAAGUUGAUAUUCAUUCAAUGGAUGGCUACUGAUGAUGACAUCAGCCUGUAUAUGUAAAAUAUUUACCAGCAGUUGAGUGCACUGGAAGUCCGUUAAGGGCAGUUGUGGAGAUGUUUAUGUUGUAUAGUAUCUAUCUAUAUGUGUGUGUGUGUGUGUGUGUGUGUGUGUGUGUGUGUGUGUGUGUGUGUGUGUGUGUGUGUGUGUGUGUGUGUGUGUGUGUGUGUGUGUGUGUGUGUGUGUGUGUGUGUGUGUGUGUGUGUGUGUGUGUGUGCGUGCGUGUGCAUGCAAGAGUGUGUAUGUGUGUGAUGUAAGGACAAAUUGUAAUCACCACAAUGUGCAACAUUGUAUCACUCCAUAAGGUCUGGAUCAUCUUCAGGGAUGCUAUCUCAUAUCAGCAGACAGACAAUGGAAUGUCUAGCUAUGAAUCAUCUCUACAUGAAAUGACUUUGAUUUUGCUGCUCUUAAAGUUGUCUUUGGUACAAACGCUCUGCUGAAACUGAACACUGGAUUUUCCCAUUUAGGUUGUUACAGAUGUAGGAUUUUAAUUUGAUCACCCUGUUGCAGGAGAACUUUCCUGCAAUGCAGGAAAUGCUAAACGUGUGGUGUAUUUGAGGUUUAAAAAGGUUUCUGAAGUUUGUAAUUUCCACUUUGAAAUGUCAGAUUUGUCCAUUAAUUGUAAUCCACAUAAUAAUUUACAUUUCUGGUUGCUGCAGGGUUAUUUUCUUGAUGUAGCAAACUGGCUCAAAUUAAGAACCUACAUCUUUACUUUUUUUCGUAGACUUUGGGUUGGGACAUAGGUAGCCUAAAACUGAGAAUAAGCUGAGUAGGCUUGAUACUACUGCAAUAAUGUUUCAUGUUUUUUUUUGUGUUAUGAAUGUUUUGCUUUGGGUUUUGAGUCGAGGCUGAGCCUUGAAUUGUGUAAUCUUGAUUGGAAUCAUUUUGAGAAGAAUAAUUGACUAACUUUAAUGUAUGGCGCAAAAAUAAAGUUGAACUUUUGAGUUGUUGCCACAUCA